Molecule: messenger RNA, 1842 nt
Organism: Aedes albopictus (Asian tiger mosquito)
Lineage: Eukaryota; Metazoa; Arthropoda; Insecta; Diptera; Culicidae
Exons: 7
Coding region: 169-1842 (557 amino acids)
Source: RefSeq, a predicted model, not a curated record
AUUCAAAUUGACGAAUCUGACAAGUUGACUGACAGCAUACUUACGCUGGAAUGAAAACAACGAAAGUGACAAAGAAAAAUGAAAAUUGAAAAGUUUUACUUACGUCAGUUUGCUGCUACAACCGUUUUUGUUAAAUAAACAGGAAAAAUAAAGUUCAGAACGUCCAGAAUGGAUAAUUCGUGUGGGUUCCAGCUGCUACUGGAUGCUGCCACACAGUUGGAAUGCAGCACUUCGGGAGCUGAAACAACACGUCAUCAGGAUCAUCCGUAUGCUCUAUCUAUUAGCUGCACCGAAGUGAACAGCACCAAAGCAUCCGAAACCUUGAGCGCCUUCUCAGUAAACUCCCAGCCCGUUCGAUCAAAUCUCCCGACACAACGUUUGGCGUUAGCCGAUAUUACUUAUGGGAUUAACCCAUCGCAAGGAGAAAGCUUGCCAAGGAGAAAGCCCAAAAAGGAAUCCUGCGAUAGUUCAACGUAUCUCAGCGUGUCGCAAUGGCUGGAAAACUUGGAUGAUUGUUGUUUUAAUGUUUCCGAGUGCAGCUUUUCGUCCGCCGAUCAGUGUGAUAAUCCAGCUAAUCAUUCGUCGUCGUUCACGCUACGUUCACCUCCAUCCGAGCCUCCGUCCUUCAUGUCUAUUCACCCUCCCGAUGCGAAGCAAUUUAAGAAGGCAGCAACCGGCUACGCUGGCACCGCGCCCUGCGUUCCUGGGCGGAGUUGUGUUGCAAACCAUUCUUGUGAGCUACACCAGAAUCGCGCCUCGUCUGAUCCGAAGCUCGUUGAUCCAGCUGAGCAUACUGAUUCACAACUGCGGCCAAGUUCUCGAUCAAAGCAUCUGUCUCAACCACGAACCACGCCCUACUCUUUGUCGGCAAAAAGCUCCAGCAGCAAUUUCGGAAUUUCUAACCCACCCGAGCGCAGUGCCGCCUCUUUAGUCGUUCCAGCAAACAUUUCCCAUGGUCCCCAAAUCCCAAGCACUGUUCAAGAGCACAGUGAAAUAUUUUCAAAGUCAUUCAACAAAUCAAUCUGCAGAGCAACAACGUCAACACCGAUUCCAACGCGGCCCAAUGAGAUGCAACGAAAAAAAAAAUCAUCGCAACUAUUUGCAGAUGAGACACCUGUGGAUUUAUCCCUUCCAAAGGUUGGUGUUAACAUAGGUCAUGAACCUUCCCAAGACCAGGGCACCAACAGCUCAAUUUGUCGGCCUAUGGAUUUGCGCAUUGCAAAACUUGCAGAUCACGAACUCGAUAAUCAUUACGAAGAGGAUUCCUGUGAUGAAGAAGAUAAUUCUGGAGGCGAUCCGACAUUCCUGAAUGAAUUUUCCAUUUUUGAAUGCUUCGAAGAAUACAGAAAUAUGCAAACCGACGAUGAAGAGUUUCCAGACUCGGACGACGAUAAUUUCGAUUUGCGACCAGCCAUCCAACAGAAGUGCCAAGGUCCAAAAACGAAAAACGAUGCAGGAGAAGGCAGAAGAGAAGAUGAACAAAACGAUUCGAACGAGUUACAGAAAAAUGAGGAAAACGAAACAAUCAAUACCACUCACCAUAAUCUGGAAAACGAAUUAAAUGAUCCGAAAAUCAAAAAGGUCUCGUUAAGAGUCCGAAACAAACAGCUCAAACUCAAAGGAAUGUCGUACACAAGGCCCGAUGGUACCGUGGUUCCCGCUCGUUCUGUUAAGAAGGGAUGCGAAUGCAAAAUGAAAUGUAGCGAGAAAUAUUCGGACAAUGUCAGACAACAGCUGCUUCGAAAUCUUCUGGCUCUCAAAAUGUCAGGACAAAACCAAUUUAUUGCCAAUCAUAUGAUAAUCACCAAAACGGCUCAUCCAAAGGUAAGGGCCUGUCCAUAA